Pelobates cultripes (western spadefoot toad) is the source of this 237-nucleotide messenger RNA. Lineage: Eukaryota; Metazoa; Chordata; Amphibia; Anura; Pelobatidae. The record is from the annotation of a GenBank genome assembly.
ACGACACCUAAACGCAUUUACUUGUCUAUACUUUCCUAUCUCUCAUCUCUACCUACUUAUUACAAGCAGGCACUCCAGACUCGCAAGCUGGUGAAAGAGGAUUCAGGUUUAAAUACGCUUAUGCUCUGCAGACAAUGGGGGAAGACGGGGGAACAGUCACGGGCCCCAAGAGGUCUGGGACUGCGACUCUACUCCCUACGCCUACCCCUCAACACUACCACCAUUGUAUAUAGUUAA